AUGGGCAGCUUCACUUUCAAGUGGGAGCAUCCCGCCGACGAGGUCUACGUGACGGGUACAUUCGACAACUGGACCAAGAGCGUUCAGCUCGAGAAGGAGGGCAAUGUUUUCUCCAAGACAGUCGACCUGAAGGAGCCCGAGGGCAAGAUUUACUACAAGUUCAUUGUCGACGGUAAUUGGAUCAUCAAUCAAUCAGCUCCCAACGAACCUGAUCUCGAGGGUAACGUAAACAACUUCAUCACUCCCGAUCAACUUAACGCCGAAACCCCCGGCGCCGCUAUACUCAACACUGUGACUCCUUCGUCUACAACCGCUGCGAUGGCUGCCGAACAACCUAUCGAGAACAAGCCCACAGAGCAGAAGACUCUGGGUGAUGAGGUAACUCGCGAGAUUGUUGCUACUGACGGCAAUAUACUGACUUCCGAGAAGCCUACCCAAGACGAGAAAUUGCCCGUCGAGACCCCUUCUGAUAUUCCUGGUGGCUUCCCAGCUACACCUGCCAACGAGCUCGACAAGGCCAUUGGCAUCAACCCUCUGCCCGCUUCUGAGGGCGCCGGAAACCCUAUCAAGCUGGAGCCUGGCGAGAAGAUCCCCGAAUCCAUCACCGCUCAAAGCACCGACAAAUACGUCAAGCUUGAUAAGGAGUCGUACGAGAAGAGCGACGCUCUCCCCGGCAUUGAGACCGAGCUCCCCCCUGUAUCUUCCAACACUAUUCCCGAAUCCAGUCUGCCCAUUAUCGGCGCACAGGAUGUUCUCAUUAACUCCGCUGCUCCCACAGCCACUACUGCCGGCCUUGCCGCCGAGGUUCCGCUCGAAUCCAACAGUGCUUUCGUCCCCGAGGUUGUAAGAGAAAGCCAGGAGAAGGCUGGCGCUGUUACUGAGGCCAGCACUGACCCCACGGAGGUCAAGGAAAAGACCCUGGUUGAGGAAGAGCUCAAGGAAACUGUGCCCGAGGCGCCUGCUACCUCAGUAGGAACCGCUGGUGUUGGUACCGAGAAGUCUGAGAACACACCAGACGCUAGCCUCGCCGCUCUGGCCGCUACUGCCGGCGGUGCUGUGAUUGCUGCUGGUCUUGCUGCCAAGGAGACAGUGGAGGAGAAGGCCGGCCCUGCACUGAACAGCGCUGCUGACGCUAUUACCGAUACCGCCAACAAGAACUUACCCGAUUCCGUCAAAGAGCAGCUUCCCGUUGCAGCCCAAGAGACCCUGGCCGCCAAGAACGAGGAGCAGAUUCGACAGGAAGUUUCCCCUGAGGUUCCCGCCGAAGUUAAGGAAUCUCUUGUUGAGGCCGGCAAGUCACCUGAAGCAGCUGCUAAUACUGCCGCUAUUGAGGAUAAGAAGGAGGUAGAGAAUGAGCUUCUCAAGGAGGUCAAGCCUGUCACCGGUAUUUAUGACUCUGUUGUUGAGCAACCCAAAGAGGAACCAAAGCAGGUAUCUCCUGAGGUUCCUGUCGAGGUGAAGGACUCCAUUGUGGAGGCUGGCAAGAGUCCCGAAGCUGCUGCCAACACUGAGGCCGUUGAGGAAAAGAAGCUUGUCGAAGCUGAGCUCCUCAAGGAGGUUAAGCCUGCUGCGACCAUCGAUGAGACCCCUAAGGUUGCUCCUGAAGUUCCCACCGAAGUCAAGGAGUCCAUCGUGGAGUCUGGCGAGCGCCCUGAGGCUGCUGCUAGCACAGAAGCUGUCGAGAACAAAAAGGAGGUCGAAGCUCAGCUUCUCAAAGAGGCCGAGCCUGUUCCUGCUGUUGACGAGGUCAAGUCCCAGGAGACUGAGUCUGCUGUUCCCGCUGUUCCCGCCCCUGCUGCUGCCCCUCUUGAGACAAAGGUUGUGGAUGCAAAGCCUGAUGCUGAGCCUGUGACUAAGCCCGAGGAGCCCAAGACCGAGGCUAAGACAGAAACGCCGGCCGUUGGCAAUGGCAGCUCAGCAACCGGUAAUGGCACUACAGCAACUGGAAAUGGCGCCAAGGCCACAGAGACCAAGACCACCACACCAGCCAACGGCAGCAGCUCGACGGCCAGUGGUGAAAAGAAGAAGAAGCACAACCGACUCAGCUCAAUCUUCAGCAAGAUCAAGCACAAGCUUUCCGACAAAUAG
Messenger RNA from Fusarium fujikuroi IMI 58289, 2088 nucleotides. RefSeq lists its product as uncharacterized. Gene Ontology annotation, molecular function: protein kinase binding. Gene Ontology annotation, biological process: signal transduction. Gene Ontology annotation, cellular component: nucleotide-activated protein kinase complex; nucleus; cytoplasm. The record is from RefSeq and is a predicted model, not a curated record. The transcript has 3 exons. The coding region runs from base 1 to 2088 and encodes 695 amino acids. NCBI's taxonomy places the organism in Eukaryota, Fungi, Ascomycota, Sordariomycetes, Hypocreales, Nectriaceae.